AUUAAAAGUAAUGCAAAGAUUAUCAUCUCUAUUAAUUGGAUUUGGUUUAGGAAUUUUUGGAAUGAGCUUAUUAUAUGAUCCAUGGGGACAAGUAGAUUUUAAUUAUAUUUAGGAACGAUUUGAAAGAACAGUAAGGGAGACAGCAAGAUUAGAAAACUCAUUACUUAAUGAUGUGGAUAUUUAUUUAUAGAUGAGAAUGUUUAUCGGAUAUAUUCUAGUGGCCUGUUCAUUCGUAUCGAUGAAUAGGUACUAUUUAAUAAUUAUCAAAGAAUUGGUUUACUUUAUGUGUUAGCGAUACCAGCCUUAUUAGUUUAUGCUGCAAUCAAUUACAAUCAUGUCUUAUAUAAAUCACAAAGACUUGGUGGAGAGUAAACCAUAUAAGGAGCAUUAUUUUAUGUCGCAUUUUGUUUUGCUUUGAUUGAUGGAUUAAUAAAGCCUAAGAAAUUGCCAUAACCAAUAUAAUCCGAAAAAAAAGUAGAAAAGAAAAAAAACGAAUGAUUUAUUAUUAAACACAUG
Molecule: messenger RNA, 516 nt
Organism: Paramecium octaurelia
Lineage: Eukaryota; Ciliophora; Oligohymenophorea; Peniculida; Parameciidae
Source: the annotation of a GenBank genome assembly